This is a messenger RNA of Linepithema humile (Argentine ant), 2453 nucleotides long. RefSeq names its product protein ST7 homolog. Gene Ontology annotation, molecular function: protein binding. Lineage: Eukaryota; Metazoa; Arthropoda; Insecta; Hymenoptera; Formicidae. The record is from RefSeq and is a predicted model, not a curated record.
CUAUCGACCGAGCAGCAAGCUGAUUUGCUUGUUUCGUACGCGAUGUUCUUAGCAUCGUCGAAAAUAUUUACUAUUCGCCGGGAGCGUACGACAAUGCACGCGUGUUGAGUUAAAUACCUGACAUACGAGCGUCAUUCACGAAAUACGAGCUACAUUUUUCGAACGCGAUCGACGUGAUAUUCGAAACGGCGGGAGAUCUGUCGUGGAUAAGAGCAGAGAAGAGGUUAUAUGCACUUUUGAUGCUGUGCGUCGUGUUGUGAAGAGUGGUGAACGCUUUUGUGUCUCAGCGACAGGAACACACUGCUCGCUACAAGUUAGAACAAGUGUAGGAAGCGGGCGAUCGCCCCUCGAGAGCAUAAAUGGCACUGCUAUUUACCAGCAUGUUGGACUCGACAAUGUUCCUCAGCACCUUAACCCCAAAAUUCUACGUCGCCCUCACCGGCACCUCAUCCCUCAUCUCUGGCUUGAUCCUCAUCUUCGAGUGGUGGUAUUUCAGGAAGUACGGUACCUCGUUUAUCGAGCAGGUAUCUCUAAAUCACAUCUCACCAUGGAUUGGCGGCGGUGACAGUGCUAACGAUAACAAUAACUCGAAUAUCAACGGCUCCAAUGGUUCCUCGAAUCAACAGAAUGUGCCAGAGUGCAAGGUCUGGCGCAAUCCGAUCAAUUUGUUCAGAGGUGCGGAAUAUCAGAGAUUUUACUGGGCUACGAACAAGGAGCCUUUGACAUACUAUGACAUGAAUCUGUCUGCUCAGGAUCAUCAGACAUUCUUCACUUGUGAAGGUGAUACAGGUAAAGCUGAAUAUGAGAUCAUGCAAACAGCUUGGAGAGAGCGCAAUCCAGUAGUGAGAAUACAAGCUGCACAUAGCGCUCUUGAUCGUAAUCCUGAUUGUGCACCAGCUUAUAUUCUUCUCGCAGAGGAAGAGGCCACUACAAUUGUAGAAGCAGAGAAAAUCCUAAAGCAAGCUCUAAAAGUGGCCGAGAAUAAUUACAGAAAGUCGCAGAAUACCCAGCAUCAGGGUUCCAUAGCCGAAGCGAUACACAGGAGGGACACAAACGUGCUGAUUUAUAUCAAAAGAAGAUUAGCGAUGUGCGCGAGAAAGCUGGGUAAGUUGAAGGAGGCGGUAAAGAUGUUUCGCGAUCUCACGAAAGAGGUACCACCGAUCAUGAACGUUUUGAACAUCCACGAAAAUCUCAUCGAGACCUUGCUGGAGAUGCAAGCGUACGCAGAUGUACAGGCCGUACUGGCCAAGUACGAUGAUAUCAGCCUGCCAAAGUCAGCGACCAUUUGUUACACAGCGGCGUUGUUGAAAGCGCGGCUCGUGGCGGACAAGUUUUCAGCUGACAUUGCUGGUAAACGGGGUCUGACCACCGCAGAGAUGUCAGCGGUGGAGGCCAUUCAUCGAGCCGUGGAGUUCAAUCCUCAUGUACCCAAGUAUCUACUGGAGAUGAAACCGCUCAUCCUGCCUCCUGAACACGUACUAAAGCGCGGCGACUCCGAGGCGAUCGCGUAUGCGUUCUUCCACUUGGCGCACUGGAAGCAGAUAGAAGGCGCCCUGAAUCUACUUCACUGCACAUGGGAAGGCACGUUCAGGAUGUUACCUUAUCCGCUCGAGCGCGGACACCUGUUCUAUCCAUAUCCAACAUGCACCGAGUGUGCCGACCGAGAGCUUCUACCAUCAUUUCACGACGUCAGCGUCUACCCGAAGAAGGAGCUGCCCUUCUUCAUCCUAUUCACGGCUGGUCUAUGCUCGUUCACGGCACUGUUGGCUCUGCUGACCCAUCAGUAUCCCGAUACUAUGGGCGUAGUUGCUCGUGCGAUACUCGGGUGGUUUUCCAAUCCAUUUUAUUAUAUUCUUGACAAGCUAGAAGCUAUCUUACCCUCUAAUUUAUUGCAACAACUCUCUAGAAUAUAAGGCUGUGUUUUCAAAUGAUCUCCAUUAAACUACAGUUUGGUCCUUUUAUUUUUAACUCAUUAGAAUUGAGCGGACCCUUUAUUUUAAACUUUUGCUUGAACCUUUGCUGUUCUAAUAACACAUGCAAAGAUAAAUACUGAAUGGUAAAGAUAUUUGAGAGAGCAACAGAAAUUGUGCUUCGAAAAUCUUUCUUUCAGAAGAAAAAGUUUAGAUUUCAGAGUUCUAUUGAUUUUUAUUAACAACCACAGAAUUCUCUGGUUGUUAAUAGAAAAAAAGAGCUAAGAAGAAAUUAAAUUAACAAUAAAGGGACCUGAUUGUAUAAAACUUAUUGUGAUACUCGCAAUAUACUUAUUGCUUUCUCCCAUUUGUCUCCAACUUCGUAGCCCCAGUGUAUACAUAAAAUGUGUACAAGCUCCAAUUUGCAACUUUUUCAUGACUGAUAUCUUGUAGUAAUGAUUGUUUACUUAGUACUGUAAGCUCGAUUGAUUUUACGAAAUGCAAAUGAAUGUCAAACUUAAUAAAAAGAAUUUAGACAUCUUA